This is a messenger RNA of Anolis carolinensis (green anole), 3738 nucleotides long. RefSeq names its product cadherin 17 (gene cdh17). NCBI's taxonomy places the organism in Eukaryota, Metazoa, Chordata, Lepidosauria, Squamata, Anolidae. The coding region runs from base 322 to 2853 and encodes 843 amino acids. The transcript has 17 exons. Gene Ontology annotation, molecular function: calcium ion binding; cadherin binding. Gene Ontology annotation, cellular component: catenin complex; plasma membrane; adherens junction. The record is from RefSeq and is a predicted model, not a curated record. Gene Ontology annotation, biological process: adherens junction organization; homophilic cell-cell adhesion; cell morphogenesis.
GAAGGAAGCCUUUCCUCAUCGGAGGAGGAGGGAUGUUCAGAUCCAAUCAGUUUGUUUGCUGUGGGUUGGGUGAACCUUACAAAGGAAGGCCUCCGAGAAUUGUACCUGAUGUACGUCAUUCCCCCUUGAAUAGCAAAUCUUAUGGUUUGGUUUAGUGCCUUUCUGUGUAAUUUUUUUCAUUCUAACAAGAAAAAGGGGGAACCACAUCCUUGUCAGGAAAUGUGGUAUGACCGUUUGGAGGACUGAAUUACUUAUUUGCAUGAAUAUUUGACUCAGCUCUUAAGAGAGAGCUUAACUUUUUCUCUACUCAAACCUUUUGUGAUGACAUUUAUAGGACAUAAAAGAGAAGGCUUAAAGAUGUUUAAGUUAUAUGGAGCCCACAUACUGUGUCUUCUCCUUCUACUUCAGCAGGUUGAUUGCCAAGCUAAUGACAAAGUACAGAUAGAUGGACCUCUGGAAAACAAGGAUUUUUUUGUUAAAGAAGGUUCUCAAGGAGGGAUGAUGUUAUAUCGGUUUAUAUUUCAACCUCCUGUUGUCAGCUUGAGACUGACUGGCGACACAGAUGGCAUCAUAGAAAUCGUAUCGGAUGGAGUUCUGUAUCUUAACAAGGCUCUAGAUUGGGAAACCAAAAAGGUCCACAAGUUGCAGUUGGAAGGCCUGAAUGCAAGUGGGCAGAAAGUGCAAGGCCCAUAUUUUAUCAAUAUAUAUGUGGAGGAUAUCAAUGACAAUCCGCCUACAUUUGAGAAGAACAACUACACUGGAACAGUUAGACAAAACUCUCGCCCAGGAAAACCCUUCAUGUAUAUCAAAGCUAUCGACCUUGAUGAUCCCAACACCCUAAAUGGACAACUGAGCUACAGGCUCCGUAACCAUUUCCCUAACCCCUUCCAGGAGAUGCUUUUUCAGGUGGACAAUGUCACAGGAGCAAUCUCCACAACCAAAGCUGGACACCAAUAUUUAGAUCCAGCACAAGAAAGAGAAUAUGUCCUAGAUGUGGAAGUCUAUGAUAUGGCAGGACAAUCGAUCAAUGCCUUCUCUGCUUCCACUGAUGUGAGAGUCACGGUGCUAGAAAACCUCUGGAAAUCUCCAGGACUAGUAAAGAUCAAGGAGAACUCUACAGAGCCUCAUCCCAUCAGCAUUGCUCAGGUGCAAUGGAAUUAUCCAGGUGCAUAUUAUGAAAUCUCAUCCAAGGAGACGCCUUCUGUUAAAUUGCCUUUUAUGGUUGACAACAAUGGAACUAUCUAUGUAACUGAACCUUUGGACAGAGAAAAAAAAGAAAGUUAUUCGUUUUAUGUAUAUGCAAAAGAGGAAGGCAUCUCACUGUCAUAUCCAGUGACUGUUAAUGUCACUGUGGAAGACAUUAAUGACAAUCCACCUGUUUGUAACAAAGCUUUGACUAAAUUCGAAGUUCAGGAGAAUGAAGUUGCAGGGAAUUACAUAGGAACGUUUCAGGCCUCAGAUGCGGACAAGGAAGGCACAAUUAACUCCAGGCUUCACUAUGACAUUGUGUAUCAGAACCCCAAAAUCCCUGUGGAUAAACUUUUCCGCAUUGACUUCGGAACUGGAAAUAUCAACAUACUCCAAAGUGCAUUAAACCGGCAGGAGGCCUCUAACUAUUCUUUGAAGGUGGAAGUGACAGAUCAAGUGUUCAAAACAGUUUGUGAUGUACUAAUAAAUGUCAUUGACAUCAAUGAUCAGAUCCCAAUCUUUGAGAAAUCAGAUUAUGGAGAUGUAACUCUUCCAGAAGACAGACGAGUUGGAACUGUAAUAUUGGAAAUUCAAGCCACUGAUGGAGACGAACCAUUUACUGGAAGCUCUCAAAUUAUUUAUACAGUCACGAAUGGAGACCCAAAUAACACUUUUUCUAUACGAACAGAUCCAAAAACAAACAGAGGAUAUGUGACAAUUAAUAAGGUUCUUGAUUUUGAAACAACUCCAAUGUAUUACCUGGACAUUGGUGCCACAAAUCCUGAACCUCUUGUCCUUGGAACACAAUAUAACUCAAGUUCUUUUACUAAGCUGAGAGUGGCUGUUACAGAUGUGGAUGAAGUACCUGUUUUCCUCCAAAAAACAUACACAGUUGAAAUGCUUGAAAAUGUUACCUUUGGUACCUUUGUGAUGACAGCAAGAGCCUAUGAUCCCGAGGGAGCCCAGAUAAAGUACUCCCUGAAAAACAACAACAGAAACUGGCUACGAAUCGAUCCUCUCAGUGGCUCAAUAUAUACUGCAGCCCUAAUGGAUCGGGAAACUGAAAGUCCCUACGUGGUCCAGAUUGUGGCGACUGAACAAACGAGAGCAUCUAAGAGCUCCAUGGCACAGCUGACACUGAACCUGAAAGAUGUGAAUGAUAAUCCUCCACAGCUAGAGAAGGACUCUGUGUUCUUCUGCCACCCUCUCCAAGGAAACCAGAAAGCAAAAAUAGAUGUUCAUGAUCCAGAUAUUUAUUCAUAUAUUCCAAAAUUUAGUUAUGUCCUCUUGGGUGACAACACAGUACAGAAUAACUGGAAUGUCUCUAAAGACGGCCUGCAUGCAUACAUUUCUCCGAAAAACAUUAAUCUUGAAGAAAAAGACUAUGAUAUACCGAUAAAAAUUAAUGACAAUGGACGACCACCAAUGGAAGGAGUUGUCUAUCUGAAAGUGAAGGUAUGCCGGUGUGUAGAAGGAAGAUGCUUCAUACCAACGGAUCCUUCUCCAUUUCCAACAGUGGCAACAGCAAUUGGGAUCCUGGUUGCUGUACUGAUAGUUAUUGGUGUCAUUCUGGGGAUUGUGUUCCUCCGACUCAAACGCAAAAGCCAAAGUCAACAGAUCAGCACCAAGGCAAAUCCUGCUAGCCGGCCGAAUUGCAGAGCUUGACGUAAUUGUUUUACUGAAAGAAGCUUUUUUUUUUAAAAAAAAAGACCUUUUAUUUCUUUCUGUUGUUGACAUUGCUACUGCUUCUGACCAUCAGCAAACAUUAGGCGUUUCACCACCAAUAUGCAGAGUUUGAUAUCUAAACAUUUUUAAUGGACUAGAACCCCAAAUGUCCUAUCUAGCCAUUAUGGCUGGGGGUUCUGAGAAUUGUAGUCCCAAAUGUGACUUAUGCAACUAGAUUUAUUAUCUUACUCAUAAUCUGCUUCUUCAGCCAGGAAAGCAGACUCCCACUAAGAACAGGGACGCCCACCCAUUGUGUCAUGUUGGUGCUACAGAGCCAAACUUGACAUUAGCAUUAAAUGCAUAUCAGCAUUGAAAAGUGCAUUCACUUUAUUAUUUAAAUAUCCUCCAAGGGGACUCUGCACUGUGGUGAUUAGUAAGGAGGUGGCCUUGAUUUCUUUUGGGUACAGGGAGAGUGUUAUUGAAAAUUAAUCAACCACAACAUUCCCAGACUCACUCCCUCUUUCUCCCUGUCAAAGAGUCAAUUUUUUAAACAAUGCACAAUGAAUUGUUAAACACUUUUAUUGUCAUGGACAGUUUGGCUCUUAAGCAGAAAUGGGUUUCCUCCAUUGAGGUGGGGAUGAUGUAUUCCUCCUCCUUUUCCACCUCCUCCUCCAGUCCAGUCAUAAAGAGCUUCACCUACAAAUAGGUCACACUUAGUCUGGUGAGUAAUUGAACAAGCAAUAAAUGGAACUAAGCAAUUAGCUUUGGCUAAUGAAUAUUUCACUGCCUAUUCUAAUAAAGGAACCUGCGAGCAUUGGACAGAGAUGGGCUUGAAUUUUCAAAAGCUAUUUUAGAGGUGGACAAUAAACAGAGAGCCAAACUUGA